GUUUCAUGUUGGUGACAAAAAAUAGACAAUAUUAUUAUGUAUCUACUAGUUGCUCCAUGACCAAUUAAUUAUUAAUUAUUAUAUUAUACCUAUUAGUUGCUUUAUGGCUAAAACCAAUACUGAAAAAUAUGCAUCGUUGCAUCGUGGGUGUUCGCCGAACUGAAUACUGUUUGGGUCGUUGCUAAGCAACGAAAACUUGCACAAUACAACACAAAACCCUAUGACAAAAGCGAAUAUAUAAAAUUUAUUACUCGACGACAGAACAAUAACAAUUGUGAACAACAUUUAAAAAAAAAAUGCAAAGAUCAUUUUCAAUUAUAGACGACGACGAUGACGAUGAAGUUUUUCUACCUGAAGAAGAAAACAAGGAACAAACCAAAAAAGCUGCAUCUUACAAAGAUGAUAAUAACGAAUCUGAUCUAUCAUUGUCCGAAGAAAGCAGCAUAAGUCCUAAACGUGCAGAAGAUCUUCAGAAAUUGAAAGAUUUAGAACUGAAUUCCGAAGACGAAAAAAAUAGUGAUGCCUACAUUCCUUCCCCCAAAGAUUCUGAUAAAACCAGCGGUAGUUUGUCCGAUAGACAAAUAUCCCUUCUGAAACGAAGACAACUAAAAAACCAUUUCUUAAGCGAUAGCGACGAUAGUGAUGUUGAGAAUGAACUUAAAAGCCAAAGCAGCGAAAACUCUUACAAACCAAUUGGAGAUGAUUUACGAGGAAGAAGAUUAAAAGCACCACCAGUUCCGCCUUUGUUACUUGCCGACAGUGAUGAAAGUGAAGACCACUUUAAAAGUCCAAAAAUCGAAAAAGAGAUUUUCGAAGAAUUAAGAAAAGAUUCUAUGAACGCCGACGACGUCGUAUCCGGUAGACAAACAGCUGUUUUAAGAAGAAGGACAUUAAACGAACCGAAAAUUGCUCAUUUGCUUAGCGAUAGUGACGAUAGUGAUAAUGAAGACAAAGCAGAACUACCAGUGCCAGGCGAAUAUAAUCCGAAAGAUUACGAAAAUUUGGAAGUCGACGAUGAAACAAAGGAUUUGUUUCAACUUAUAUCAAGGUAUAUUCCUCAACAGCUCAAUAUAACCUACAAAUUCAAACCGUUCACACCAGAAUUUUUACCAGCCGUCGGAGACAUAGACGCUUUCCUCAAAGUCUACCCACCUGAUACUACUAUCCACGAUGAAAAAUGCACAGAAACAUUUGAUCAUUUGGGUCUCACAGUUUUGGACGAACCCGCUAGCCAUCAAAGUGAUCCAGCGGUUCUUUAUUUGCAACUUAGAGCCGCUUCCGGGAAUCCUCGGAAGAAGAUUGAUCAAAAUGUGGUGGUUAAGAAGAUAGAUAAUGUUGAGAAGAAUUUCAAAACGAUUGAAAAGUGGAUCAAAGAUAUUUCUGAUUUGCAUAAGAGUAAGUCGUCCGUCGUGAUGCGCUAUUCAGAGCCAAUGCCAGAUUUAGAUGAUUUAAUGCAAGAAUGGCCCGAAGAAGUAGAAAACGAUCUAAGGCAAAAUGGUUUUCCUAAACCAGAAAAUAUGUCAUUGCAAGAAUAUAUAUCCACCGUCUGCAACUUGUUUCAAAUACCCUUAGCAAAGAAAAAAGUGCAGUCAUUAUAUCUCUUAUUUUGUCUUUAUGGAGCGAUUAAGCAGACGCAACUUUACAAGGCGACAUCUAGCGAGCACGAUAAAAAUAUUGCGACGUCAUCGUCAGCAAAAAAUGAAGCUGAUCAAUUAGUGAUAGAGUGAAAAAUGUAAUAAUUAAAACUUAAAACAAAUAAAUGAACGAAAUUGUUU
Messenger RNA from Psylliodes chrysocephalus, 1775 nucleotides. The record is from the annotation of a GenBank genome assembly. NCBI's taxonomy places the organism in Eukaryota, Metazoa, Arthropoda, Insecta, Coleoptera, Chrysomelidae.